AUGCGCCGCCCACACUGUCUUGCGCUCGCUUCGACUGCCAAUGAUGAUGGCAAUACUUCGAUGGCAAUACGCAUCUGUCCUGCCACGAUUUCUGCCACGAUCCGUGACGAUUCUGUCAACACUACUGGCACGGCACGUUCGCUGCUUCUUGUCGCAAUCAAUCCGCCACAUCCGUUUGCACACAACUCGCCUCCUUGCACCGGCGUCGACUCUGUUUAUUCACAUUGCGACAAGCCUCUACCUGCUUGUCCCACCACCGAUCGUUGCGAUGAUGCUCAUACAAACAUUCGACGUGGAUCACUCGAUUCUGUGGCCGCUUGGGAUGGCUUUAUGAUUCGCUUAUGCAAUGAUAUCGACAUGCGCGAUGAUCUCCUGACGCGCUACUCGAUCUCAUCUACGAUUCCGGCCGCUUCGAUACGUCCUCGCAUCGGCUCUCACAUGCGCUCACAAUCGACUCCAAUUUCGCCACCUCUUUCUGUGACUGCUUCGACACUCAGGCCUAUCGCAGGUCGAGCUCGCUUGCAAGCCGUCGAAGGCGCCUUCACACGGCUCUGUGGCAUCAAUCGUGCGACACGAACGAUCAAGCUACAAGAGCUUCUCGCCGACGCGGCAAAACUCCCCGGUGAUAGCGUUGGCCUGAUCGCUAGAAAUUUGCUUGCGCGUGUCGAUCCACAGCUGCUCAAGCAGGUCGCCUCCACUUUGCCUGUCACUUGCGCAGAUAUGUCGACACGACCUGUAGCUGCGACAAGGACAGCAUCUGCCCGGGGUAUUGCUUCGCGUCAGCCCCAAGACGCGUACCCACAGUCAGGCUAUGGUCGAUCGCCCUUUGACGAUAACGCGGCAUCCCGACGUGUCGUAUCGGAGCAACAGAAUGGUCUCACGGAAGCGGAAGCUCGCGAUGCUGUCCGUGUGCGUCCGAUGCCGCGAUCGACGUCUGCGUCUAAAGGUAGAUCGUAUUCCGAUAGACCGGAUCUUCCGCCAAAGGACAGUACCUAUUCUACUCGUGAUCUCGACAGCGCGCUUGACAGUAUACCCGUCCUACCUGCCGCAUCCAGGAGCUCAAAAUCCAAAAGUGACAAAAAGAAAAGCGGCAAAGGAAGUCAAGGGGGACCUAUUGAUAUAAUCGAUCAGCUUGAUCUCACAGACGUUCUCGGUGGUGCGAGCUUUCACCACGACGGCCCAUUCGAUGCCGCAUCUUCACAUCGCAACAGAAAUGACACGAAGCGACUGGCACCUAUGGAAGCUUUCGACCCAUCUGCUUUUGACCCCGCGGCCCAGCUACGCGCGCCGAAAAAUCCCUACGCGUACCGGCCACAGACCUCAACGCAAGCCAACCAUGCAUAUCCUCCUCAGACCCGCGGUAACGACCCUAACUCGCUAUCGGCACCUCGCUUGGAUGACGACGGUGGCUCGUCUGUUUCCUCGCGCAGACACAGUCAGUCUAGUAUCACGCUGGGUUACCCGAUCAUGGCCAAGCACGAUCCAAAGGCAGUCGCGCUUGCCCAAGCGUUCGGCGUCCAAGAAUCAGAGCCAUGGGAAGACUUCGGCAGCAACCGGUGGGCUGCCUCGAGCUCAGGUCGACACCGUCGAGGCGAUGCAGAGCCUGAGCUCGACGGCGAACGUACUCGCGACCUACGGGCCCAGCGCACAGCCAGUGUAUGGGAUAUGGAAGCAACGUUGCGAGAGGGCAAACCGGUCGAAGCAGUGCCCGCUUUACCGCCAAUCCCUGCCCAGUAUGACCAGGGUCAUUCGCGAACACGAUCCCGCACGGUCGGCUCGUCACCAGAGAAUGGGACGGCCGGCCGCUCGAAAUCCUUCAUGACUAAGCUGAAGGGAGGAACGAAGACGCCGAAUAGCGACGGUGGUGAUGAGUCUGGCGACUACUUCUCCAAACCACCACGCGAAGGGGAUAGUGGUGGUAAGCGUAGCAAGGGCCAUCGGCCCAUGAUCUCUGCCCCGAUCAGCCCCCUUGGCGAUCGGCAAAAUCUUCCUCGCAACUUCUCCCAGCCAACCGUCAAGUCAAGUCAGAGUCAGAGCUUUGCUGGCCAGAGCAGUGUCACCGACGAUGUCUUGGACGGACUGUACGAUGAGCCCGAGAGCAUGACACCCAUCAAGAGCGGCUCUGGACAGACUUCCCCGCUCGCCCAGAGAGCUUAUACAUACGACGAUUCUCCUCAGAGAGCAUACGACAGCACCAAACUGCAUGCGGGACGCGACGAAGGCUCACUUGGCCGCAAAGGCAGCAUCAUGCAGAAGCUCGGUUUCGGGCGCAAAACAAAGUAA
This is a messenger RNA of Mixia osmundae IAM 14324, 2283 nucleotides long. RefSeq lists its product as uncharacterized. The transcript has 3 exons. Lineage: Eukaryota; Fungi; Basidiomycota; Mixiomycetes; Mixiales; Mixiaceae. The coding region runs from base 1 to 2283 and encodes 760 amino acids. The record is from RefSeq and is a predicted model, not a curated record. Gene Ontology annotation, cellular component: cytoplasm.